AUGAGAUUCUCCAACAUCCUCGCCAUCGGCUCUAUCUUCGCCACCGCCCUGGCGGCUCCCGCCAUCAACAACGAGAUCGAGACCUCCGUCUCUGACGUCGAGUCCAAGGUCCCCGUUGCCGGAGCCCUCAACAAUGUUGAGUCCAAGGUUCCCGUCGGCUCUGCCCUGAGCACCGUCGAGUCCAAGGUCCCUGUCGGCAACAUCAUCGACGCCCGCGCCGAGCAGGUCAUCAUCACCAAGAUGCAGACCACCAUCGUAGAGGUCAAGAAGCACACCACCGCCAUCAACUCCACCGUCUCCGGCGUCUGCGGCCCUUGCAUCGCCUCCAAGAAGGAGACCAUCAUCAAGACCGUCAAGAGCGAGGUCACCGUCAUCGUCAGCCUCAUCAGCACCCUCGUCUCUGAGGUCGUCGAGCUCCUAGAGAACACCGUCGAGAUCGUCGAGGAGGAGAAGCAGCAGAUCAUCAGCCUUGUUCUCGAGCUCGUCUUCGAGAUCAUCUACACUCUCCAGAACGUCCUCAAGGUCCUCACCAUCAGCAUCUUCGAGCUCCUCGGUCCCCUUGUCUUCCUCCUUCUCAGCGUCAUCGUCCACCUCCUCACCACCCUCAACGUCAUCGUCGACGGUCUCCUCCAGACUGUCUUCGGCCUCCUCGGCGGUGUCAUCAACCUCCUCCUCGAGGUCCUCAGCGGCCUUCUGCCCACCGUCCUUGGCAUUGUCGGCGGUGUCCUCGACAAGCUCAACCUCGGCGGCCUCAUCUGCGGCCUCCUCAACUAA
Messenger RNA from Colletotrichum aenigma, 774 nucleotides. RefSeq lists its product as uncharacterized. The transcript has a single exon. Bases 1 to 774 code for a protein of 257 amino acids. The record is from RefSeq and is a predicted model, not a curated record. NCBI's taxonomy places the organism in Eukaryota, Fungi, Ascomycota, Sordariomycetes, Glomerellales, Glomerellaceae.